AUGCCGUCGCGCUUGAAUGCGCCUGCGCCGGUGUUGUCGUUAGACGCAGCCAAAAUGCACCAAAUAGACCCGGCCAACGCCUGCAGUUUGAUGGCCAUGUGGUCCAUCUUCUCAAAAUGCUCAGAGACACUCAAGGAUGGCCCUCGGUUAGAAAACAUGAGUUGGCGGGUGUGGUCUCGCGAGUCGUUAUGUGUGACACCAUCAGACUCUCCCCCAGCUAGAUCGAGUGGAGUACCUUCACUAUCCAAUUCUUACUCCUCAGACGACAGCUUGGAUGAGCGAGCUGCAUCUCCAGUGGACUCCAGUGCCAGAUCACGGUCAUUUGGUCACGAGGACUGUGCUAGCUCAUUAUCAAGAUCACGACAUAUGACACCUCGCACCCUAGAGAAGAUCGUGGUGGGCAUACAGGAAAAGGCCUCAUUAGGUCCCCUUUCUCCAUCUCUCGAAGCCAGCCUCACAGCCCUUCCAACUUCCCAUCAUGCCUCACCCUCCCAACCAAAACCGGAACCUUCCAUUCCUUUGGAAAAUCUCCAAAACUCAACCGACUCUUGUUUUUCCACCACCACAGAUGGCACCCUCGACACUGCCCGGCAAAGCGAGCACCGAAACUCAGAUACCUCGGUCUCUUCUACGGACGGCCUGAUCCGAAGUGGUUCGGUCGUUCAUGGAUUUUCGCCGGUUGCAUCAUCCUUUCGAAAGCCGAGCAAUUCUGGAAUUCAACUUGACGUAUCUUCCAAGCUCAUCCCAAGUAAAGGCAGGACUCUCAAGCCGGCAAUGUUUACUCUUGGGGGCUCUUCCGAGGAUGACGACUCCUCUUUUGAGCAGCGAGUCUUGUCAGUCAGACCUCCACCACAAAAGAGUUCAUUGUCCCAAAGCUUGAGCAAGAACAACUUGAAUGUCAAUGGAAGCUCCAACACUGCUCUACAGCCCAAGCGGACGUCUUUCAGAGAUGUAGUUGCUCAACGGAGGAUCCAAGAAGAUGCCGAGAAUGAUGAGGGGGCCAUUGAAAGUAGCGAUGAAGAGGAUGACACGGAUGAUGUGGUUGAGUCUGCCAUUGACGAGGAAGACGAGGAUGAUCCGGAUUGGGAGGAUUCCAACUCGGACGAUGGCAAGCCAGUACAUGAGAACCACAUGUUUCGAAGAGUGGAAAGCCGGCCUGAUUUGGUGUCACGAAGGUCGAUGUUAACAUUGGCGCUGAACAAGGGACAAGGAAGAUUGAACCACGCCUUCUCACAACCCGCAAUGCGGCAAUCGAGACCCUCGUCUCCCCAAGGAAGUUCUUUGGCAGCUUCUCCCGAGGAUGACGAUGAUGGUAUGGUGAUGCAAACAAGACCUCGAGCACCCAUUGCCAUUCCCCCACCCAAGGCGUCCGGAACAUCGGUGGCACAUUCUCCACGCACCACGCGUCGGAAUAUGCUAUCUACAGAAUUGACUGAAUCUCUCCGCAAGAACCUACUUUGGGAGAGACAACAGAAGUCACAGGCUGCCAAUGCCUUUCUGAAGCGAAGCCGGAAUGCACAAAGCAUGGCAAAUCUCCAAGCACAUACAGCACCCCCUCUAGGUCCUGCUCAACCCCCUCUCCCAGCAACCGAAACGUCGAAAAACAACUCGUGGAAUCACUAUUUCGACGACCGAUGGGAGUACAAUGCGAAAGGUUGGUGA
This is a messenger RNA of Exophiala bonariae, 1662 nucleotides long. RefSeq lists its product as uncharacterized. The record is from RefSeq and is a predicted model, not a curated record. Gene Ontology annotation, biological process: negative regulation of transcription by RNA polymerase II; mitochondria-nucleus signaling pathway; regulation of nitrogen utilization. The transcript has a single exon. Lineage: Eukaryota; Fungi; Ascomycota; Eurotiomycetes; Chaetothyriales; Herpotrichiellaceae. Bases 1 to 1662 code for a protein of 553 amino acids. Gene Ontology annotation, cellular component: cytoplasm.